GGCAGCCGCUCUGGCGCGUGGAGCACCUCCUGCUGGUGACGGACGAAUACGGCACCAUUCUGGGCUUCGAUUUCCUGCUGGGGGGCUUCCUGGAGACAGCUGGGCCGGAGCCCCUGGAGCCCCGGGCCCUCGCCCUUCUCUGCUACACCAUGUUCUGCCCCCUGGGCUCGGGGGAGCCCCGCCGGCCGAAGCUGCUGACGGUGGGGGACCCCGCUUUGCACAAGUCCCUGGAGCCCCUGCUGGCUCGCCUGGGCGUGCGCAUGAGCAAGGGCCCGAUGCGGGGCUGGGGCCCCAAGCCCACCUUCUCCUUCCCCACCACGAGGGUGAGGGCCUGUCACGUGUGCAAGCGGCACAGUUUUGAGGGCCAGAUCACAGCCUGCCAGUACUGCCGUGCCGUCUUCUAUUGCUCGGAGAAGUGCCGGAAGCUGGACUGGAGCCGCAGCCCCGAGGACAUUGGGCACCAGUUUUGGUGCCAGCGCAUGGCCGGGUACAUGAGCCACGCCCGAGAGCUCGCCAACCUCCCCUUCACCUUCGCUGCCGAGGUGACCAGCGACACCUUCAACAAGGAGGGCUUCCUGCUUGCGCGAGGGCUGACCCGCGGCUACUGGGUGGCCGAGAGCAUGCUGGUGAGGGCCCCCGACUACGGUCUGGGGCUGCAGAAGGGCUCCGCCAGGACCCCCGUGCCCUUCCUCCAGAGCGGGAACCCCUUCGAGGCGCUCAGGCCGGAAGGAGGGACGGCGUUGCCCCCAGCGCCCCCCGAGCCCCCGAUGCCCCGGACGUUCUUCGCUUCCUGGAAAGAGUACUACCAGUGGCGGGGGCUGCCUCUCGGGGCCCCCCUGGCCGUGCUGCUCACCUACCCCCUCACCACCUACUACAUCAUCACUCAGCUGGCCCCCCAACACUUCCCGGAACUGAACAUUUUGAACAAACAGUCCCUCAAGAUCCACCUGGUGGAGGCUGCGAAGGAGUUUGCCGUGCUGAUGGUCUUCUGG
Notechis scutatus (mainland tiger snake) is the source of this 992-nucleotide messenger RNA. Lineage: Eukaryota; Metazoa; Chordata; Lepidosauria; Squamata; Elapidae. The record is from RefSeq and is a predicted model, not a curated record.